This is a messenger RNA of Hypoxylon fragiforme, 1815 nucleotides long. RefSeq lists its product as uncharacterized. The transcript has a single exon. Bases 129 to 1664 code for a protein of 511 amino acids. Lineage: Eukaryota; Fungi; Ascomycota; Sordariomycetes; Xylariales; Hypoxylaceae. The record is from RefSeq and is a predicted model, not a curated record. Gene Ontology annotation, cellular component: mitochondrion.
AAAAAAAAAAAAGAAGAGACGAAAAAAAUUAUUCAAAAGGAUCUAGAAAUAAAAAAAGUUUCCAACUUUGUUGAUGAUAACUUCAUUGAAGAAUUUCAUUCAUUUUUUACAUUGACAUUCACAUCACAAUGUCGACCUUACUACCCUUUCUAUACCAGACGAGGACAAUCCUCAGAGCCAAUCCUCGAACUGCCUUCACCCUUUCUCGUUCAAUACAUGCUACACGUUCGCAAUUAAAGAGGGAUGAAAUACCAUUCGCUGCUGAGGUUGGGGAACCCGGGGAAGAAGAAUACGCCCCUAAUACUGAGUCCGGUGCUGAGCCUGGUGCCGAACCUAAGACCGCGCCUUUUCGGCGUGGCACCAUUACCCCGUCUGAGAGAUAUGUCUUUGAACGUAUCUUUGCCGACAUCAGGGCCCGUGGUCUGAAGCCCAACACACCAGCUGGUCCCAAUCCAGUAGUGUCUUCCACAGAACGCUCCGCUAUGCUCAUCAUGCAGCAGGCAGCCCAGGAUGCUGGCCAGGCUAGGCCCGCUUAUAUUGCCGCCCCUGGCCUCCUUGCCGGUGCUGCGAGAGACCGUAACAAGGCUCUUUUACGAUUCCCUCUCGAACUGCGCGCUGCUGCCAGGAAAGCUCUUGGCACCAUCGAGGCCGACGCUGUACGGUCUCCAGCUCCAGCGCCACGCCCAGAGGAAAUUGAUGAUAGUAUAUCAUACGACGAUGCCACCCUUGCUGCUCAAGAAGAUGAGUCCGAUCAAGGCUGGAAAACCCCUGCUCAUACUAUUGGCCGCAGCGUCGAGUUGGAGACUCUGCGUCACGCCGAGCGUACUCGUGUGGAGAGUCUGAUGGCCUCUGCGAAGACGGAUUUCGCCUUGUGGGAUGUUCUAGAAAAAGAGGUUUUCACGAUGCCUGCUAGACUUGGUUUUAGUUCUACCGCGGAAGACCUUCCUCAAGAGGUCGAAGAGGUAGAAGAAGAUGAUGAUGACGUAACCGAAGCUGCAGCCGAAGCCUUUGAAGAAGACGCCGAAGACGCCGAAGAAGUUGAAGAAGUUGAAGCUGAAGAAGCCGAAGUCGAUGAAGCCAACGCCAAAGAAGCCGGUGAAGGUGACGUUGAGGAAGCCGAAGCCGAAGCCGAAGCCGAAACCGAAGAAACCGACGCGAAAGAAGCAGACGGUGCAGCUAAUAAGAGUGAGCCCGAACUCCCAAAACUAAGUCUCUACGUACAUGGACCACUAUACCCAGCAUAUCUUCUCAUUGCACUACGACGUCUCGACACAUCCUUUUCCGCCUCCUCUCCUCUUGUCUUCACAGUUCUUCCCAGAAUCAAGGAGAUCGGACUAGAGUCCUACGUCCUCGGGGUAUCAACGCCUUUCUACAACGAACUCAUGGAAAUCUACUGGAAUCGUCGUGGUGACCUUGUCGGGAUGUUGAACCUACUGGAAGAAAUGCGUCAUUGUGGGCUCUAUUUUGACACGCAGACCGCAUCGGUUUUGAACCGCGUGGAGGCGAAGGUACUCGCCUUGGCCAAUAACCAAGCUACUGGUUCAUUUGGGAGGGCUGUCAUGACUAUGCCCGAGUACGAACGCGGUCUGCGAGAGCGCAUUAGGCAUUGGCACAGAGUCGUAGAUCUGUCGGUAAAAGAAAAGGAGCGAGAUAUGGGGUAUUAAGCCUGAUGUCUAAAGUACUAGGCACUUGAUUUUAUGUAGUAGCCUAGGAUCAAUCGAUGAUAUGAUUUAGAAAUCUACUCUCAAUCACAACUCCAAUCCCCUUUCUUAGAAACCUCUUUCGUGGGAGCCCCUAUCCUUGAUUGCUCUUGCA